Messenger RNA from Dendrobium catenatum, 1085 nucleotides. RefSeq names its product receptor-like protein 35. The transcript is spliced from 2 exons. Gene Ontology annotation, molecular function: protein binding. NCBI's taxonomy places the organism in Eukaryota, Viridiplantae, Streptophyta, Magnoliopsida, Asparagales, Orchidaceae. The record is from RefSeq and is a predicted model, not a curated record. Bases 57 to 1022 code for a protein of 321 amino acids.
CUUUAUCCUUUAUAAGUGCUAACAGUUCUCUUUGGCAUUGCUGCGCCUUCUUCUAUAUGGAUCUAUUUCAUAUCAACUUUGUUGUUUUCUUCCAGCUACCACUUCUCUCAUUUUGUCUUGUUUUUGAGUUUUUCUCGAUUAACUGUAAUGCUCUUGGUCAAUGUCUCCAGGCAGAGAGCUCAGCGCUUCUCCAGCUGAAGCGAGGCUUUACUUCUGGUGACCUCGAUUCAUGGAAGCAAAGCACAAAUUGUUGCAUCUGGGAGGGUGUGACAUGUGAUGAAUCAUUAGGAAGGGUCAUAGGCCUUGACCUAAGUAAUCAGUUCAUUGCUGAGUGCUUCAAUAAUUUUAAGUCAAUGAUGACAGAUAAAAUAGACAUUGUACAAGGUGAUAUAAGGAGUACAAUAAACAACCAAGAAUAUUAUUUGGUUUUGCUCACCAUCGUGAACAAGGGGCAACAAAUGACAAUAUCAAGGUCAUGGAAGAACAUUAUGUCAAUAGAUUUUUCCAACAAUUUAUUUGAAGGAGAGAUUCCUAUAACCAUUGGUCAACUUGCUUCUCUUCAAGUGCUCAACAUAUCAAAUAACUAUUUAACAGGUAAUAUUAUUCCACAACUUGGGAAUUUAUCACAACUCGAGUCAUUGGACCUCUCAAUGAAUAACCUUUCUGGUGAGAUCCCACAAGAGUUGGGUUCUUUAUAUUUUUUGGGAUAUUUAAACCUCUCCUACAAUAAGUUGGUAGGAAACAUUCCAGUUAGAGGUCAAUUAUGCACUUUCCCGAACACUUCAUUUGAAGGAAAUAAUGGAUUAUCCUUACUUCCAUGCUACACAUUGGUUCCAAGAGUGAACAAUACUACAAUAUCAUCAUAUUUACACAACCAAGCUCCAAAGAAUGGAAUAUAUAUGAUUAUAAUGGGAAUAUUAUUCGGUGUUGGAUUUGGAGGUUCAAUGGCAAUAGUUGUUGUGUUUGAUGUCAUGUGUUGUGAAAGAAGGAGGAGGAGAAGCAGGAGACCUAUUGAUGGAUAAUUUUCAUGAAAGCCUCUUUGUAAAAGCAUACUGCUAAUAGAAAGGAAAGCACUGUUGUAAUGA